CACAUUCUUCCAACACACUACACUUAUCUUACUAUCCUACUCUCCAUAUCUACUUCAUCACCGCUAUCACUCGCUCCUUCAUUGUUGUCUUCAAACACAUCAACCAUCGACCUCCCUCCCAUCCUCAAUACGGAAACCCUUUGGCCGCUUCUGCCCUCUUUGAUCUCACCCCUCCCCCUCAUCCUUUUGCAUCCUUCCACCACCCGUUUCUUUCAUUCAUGACCAUCCUAUCCACUCUCAUUCCUCCAUCCUCGCCUCAUUAGACCCUCGAGUCACCCUCGACCACCUGUGUCACCAACAUGACAUCGUACGAGGCCACAGCAGGACCUUCUCGUCAUUACACACCCCCUUUACCACCGCCCGUGCCCUCAAAAUCCCCUUCCCCCACUCGGGACGAUGCCACCUGGACAGAUGGUAAUGGUACAACUCCCAUGCCUCGAUCCAUGAGCGAAUCCACCAACAUCGACGAAAAGGCAGACAAUGCAAAGAGGAAUCCUCUGAUAGACCUUUUGGAUACGGAAAAGGUCUACGUUGAACAUCUCGGUCUGGUCAUCAGGAGAGUCGCAGCUGCAUGGUCAAGAAAAGACUUCCCACCACCGAAACUUGACGUCAUGUUUAGAUGCGUUGAAAGUGUAUACAGAGCAAACAGGGCGUUCGGGACGAAGCUGAAAGAAAUCGGACCUAAUCCUGCCAGUCCGAAAGCUAUCGGUGACCUCUUGAUGCGAUGGAUAGAUGACCUCGAAAUGCCUUACCGAAAAUACACAUCAACGUAUCUAAUGGGUUUCGAUACAUAUCCGGCAGUCAUGAAAAAUACCCUUUUACCCAACAUCCUGGUCGAGAUAUCCUCUUCAAAUCCCCCUCCUCAACCUUUAUCACGGUGGACCCUUGACGCUUUGUUUCUCCUACCCUUCACUCGAUUACGAUAUUAUCGCAAGCUCUACGCUCGACUCUUACGAGCGACGAAAGAGGGUCGGAGUGAUCAUCGUUUAUUGCUAGUUGCGACUGAGCGACUUGACUCACUCAUCUCGCAAAUUGAAAGUCGGCUGGAGCUGGAUGUAUCAGAGGACACUACUCCCGACCCAACCAUUUCACCCCCUCCUCCUCCUAUAGCUCGACCAGCGGAUAAUACGCAGCAAGAGAAGGAAAGACAAAGCCGGACAAGUUCAGCUUUGGACAGCUCAUUUGACAGUCAAACAAAUUCCCGCCUGGAUCCUAGGAGUUCGAACGCUUCUUCAGCCACAAGUGUCACUCACUCACCUCAACGGAAACCUCAACUUGUACCACUCACCACAACGUCCGGUCCUCCGUCCGCCACGGCACCCAUUACGGAUUUGGAACUGCGUAUCGAUACGGAGAGAGCAUUGGAUUUAUUCACCAUGCAACGGAAGAAAUGUAAAUUACAAAUGAAUCCCGUCUCAUUACCUUUCACCCGGUAUUUGCGAUCUUCGUUCGACGUAUCAAUUUACUUCACCCCAACGUCGACAGGUCAACAAGUAGUUCAUUCUCGCGCGCACGUGUAUAUACUAUCCGACUUGUUUCUAGUGGCGGAAUGGAUGGACGUGGCGGACAAAGCUGCGAAAGCUCAACAAGUCGCACAAGAACAGCCGGAACGUGUAGGUCAAGGUGGGCCGAUGCCUGAAUUGUGGCUCGUCUAUCCUCCUCUGGCAGGUAAACACCUGGUCGUUUCUGAAGGGUCGCAGGCCAAUGUGCUUCAUGUUACGAUCAUGAGGAAAGAGACGUUUGUCAUUCACACGGAAUCUGAUGUGGUUCGUGAUCGUAUACUGAAGGACUUGGCGGAGUGUAUCGAAUUUGCAGCUUCAAUGUCACGACGGAAUACAUCCCAACCAUCUCCAGCGGAUGCUCGGUCACCAUCAUCAUUGUCAGACCAUCGUUCAGCUGAGAGUCAAUUCCCACCUUUUCGUUACCCCAGUCCAUUUUCUGUUGGAUCAUCACCCGCCACCUCUCCUCGACCUUCUGAACUUCAAGAUCCUUCGCCGCCUAUGCCUUUGGGUGGUUCGAUGCUCGCUACGCAAAUGCAAAACUUCUCACUUCAACCUGGUGAGACAGUACCUUGGGGAAGAGGUCCAUCACCUCCACCUUCUACACAAACAUCAUCCCAAUCCGGGGGUAAUUCUCUACCACCUCGUGGUGCAAGUCUUCGUCAAAGAAUCCCCUCCAUAGGAUCUUCGAACGGACAUUCUUCCGGAGUGAACCAACUUGGCAUGCCGUCAAAUAACAAUCAACAUCCUUCCAUACCUUAUCCUAAUUCGUCCGAACCUAUACUUCCUGGUCAAAUACUUCCACGGUCUCUCUCUGGUCGAUCAACAACGUCUGGUCCUCGACCACCUGAACCAGAAGUUUAUCUACCUAUACCUCAGAUCCGUGGAGCUGGAUCGCAUUUAUCUGAUCCUCAUUCUUUUCCAUUACAUAAUCCUCCCUCACGUUCUCGUUCAGCUGACCCACUUCGUCCUCCCGAACCACCUUCUGCUCGAUUCUCAUCUUUCCCUUCCAGAGGCGCUUCACCAGCUCAAGAACCAGAUUCUCCACCCAUGUCACCAGUCGAAGAAGAAGCUCCAACCCUUACCGGUCCAGCUGUCAUUUCAGCACAAAUGAAAUGUAAAGUUUUCCUCAAACAAGCUCAUCAACAAUGGAAAUCACUAGGAGCUGCAAGACUGAAAUUGUACGUGCAGAAAGAAAGGAACGUCAAACAACUGGUAGUGGAAGCGGAUAGUUCUUCAAAGACAAUGUUAAUUUCGACUAUAGUCUUGACGGAUGGGGUUGAACGUGUGGCCAAAACGGGUGUAGCUGUUGAGAUUUCAGAUAGAGGUCAGAGAACUGGAAUAGUUUAUAUGAUUCAAUUGAGGAAUGAGAAUUCGGCUCAUGGGUUGUUUGAAAGUUUAUUAGCUGGAUCAGAUAGACGUGUGGGAAGGUGAGAUGAUUAUCCGCGAUGUCUUUUUUUAACGAUGUGGAUGGAUGACAAGAGUGGGUGAAAAGAGGGGUUAUACAUAGGUGUAUAGUCGUAUGACAUGCUAUUGCUUGCGGUCAGCUUCCCUU
Messenger RNA from Tremella mesenterica DSM 1558, 3054 nucleotides. RefSeq lists its product as uncharacterized. Bases 300 to 2933 code for a protein of 877 amino acids. The transcript is spliced from 8 exons. The record is from RefSeq and is a predicted model, not a curated record. Gene Ontology annotation, molecular function: guanyl-nucleotide exchange factor activity. NCBI's taxonomy places the organism in Eukaryota, Fungi, Basidiomycota, Tremellomycetes, Tremellales, Tremellaceae.